Messenger RNA from Nematolebias whitei (Rio pearlfish), 1365 nucleotides. RefSeq names its product galactose-3-O-sulfotransferase 3-like. The transcript is spliced from 2 exons. The record is from RefSeq and is a predicted model, not a curated record. Gene Ontology annotation, biological process: glycolipid biosynthetic process. Lineage: Eukaryota; Metazoa; Chordata; Actinopteri; Cyprinodontiformes; Rivulidae. Bases 1 to 1365 code for a protein of 454 amino acids. Gene Ontology annotation, molecular function: galactosylceramide sulfotransferase activity. Gene Ontology annotation, cellular component: membrane.
AUGAGGAGUCGGUCAUCUCUGAAGAAAUUUCGGAAUCGGAUAUUUCUGGGCCUCCUGGUCAUCUGUACUGUCAGUUUUUUGCUGCACAAUUUGAACCAGUAUAACUGGACCAUGGAAGCCUUCCAUCUUGGAUGCCCGACCGGUCGCUCUAUGAAGCCUAAGCACACCAACAUUGUCUUCCUCAAGACCCACAAAACAGCCAGCAGCACAUUGCAGAAUAUACUGUUUAGAUUUACUGAGAACAACAACCUGAAAAUGGCAAUGCCUGUACUAAGAUGUGAUGUUCAGUUUUGUUACCCACAAUUCUUCUCCUCUAAGUUUGUUCAACCGGAAACACUGCCAGCAAAUAUGAUCACCAGCCACAUGCGCUUCAAUAAGACUGCACUGCAACGCCUGAUGCCAAAUGAUACAAUAUACAUCACGAUCUUGAGAGAGCCAGCUUCCAUGUUUGAAUCUUUGUUCACUUACUACACCUGUCACAGUAAAAGCCUCAGGAGGGCCCCAAAUUACUCUCUGGAGGCCUUCUUAGCAGACCCCUUACAAUAUUACCGGCCAAACGAGACAGAUUCUAUGUAUGCACGCAACACCUUGACCUUUGACUUGGGUGGAAACAACAGUCGGCCAGAUAUGACUUAUGCUCAGGCCUUUGUGACAGAGGUGGAAAAAGUUUUCUCCUUGGUGAUGAUUUCUGAGUAUUUUGAUGAAUCUUUAGUUCUUCUUCGUCGUCUCCUUUCUUGGGAUUUGGAUGAUAUUGUAUAUGUCAAGCUCAACAUGCGAACAGAAAGUUCCAAAAAAAUUCUGCCACCAAGUCUCUCUGCAAAGAUUCGUACCUGGAAUUCAAUAGAUGCAUACCUUUAUGACUACUUUAAUGCCUCAUUAUGGGUCAAACUAUCAGCUCUAGGUCUAGACUGUGUAGCGAAGGAGGUGUAUCUUCUUCGACUGGCCCAAGAGAGACUAAUGAAAAGAUGUUUUGGGGAGAAAACACCAGUUCCUCUUUCAGGUUCUGUGAUCAAAAACAAGGAUCUUCGCCCCUGGCAGCCCAGUAAAAAUGUUAAAAUAGCAAGUUACAAUCUCCCAUCAAAAAUCAGUAAAGAGACAAAGAGGAUCUGCCUUAAGUACAUCACUCCAGAGAUCACGUACGCUCGAAAGCUUCUCAAUUCCCAGUUAGAGCAGCAUGGUAACAGCUCACAGCUUUGGACUUUAAAGGAGUCAGACAAACCUCGACGUUUAUGCACCAACCUGCCUCGUCACUGUCAGGUUCAUUGCAGACAACCACCACACUCUAAUACUUCAAGUCCAGUAUCUACAACAAAGUCCAAGUUUACAGCAAACCUAAGUCGCAGGUAUAUCAAAGUCAGGACCUAA